Messenger RNA from Cherax quadricarinatus, 741 nucleotides. NCBI's taxonomy places the organism in Eukaryota, Metazoa, Arthropoda, Malacostraca, Decapoda, Parastacidae. The record is from RefSeq and is a predicted model, not a curated record.
CCCUCGGGUAGUUGAUCAGCUUUAAGCCCAAUUAUAUUGAUGGGGAAGCGUGAAACCCGUAGUGAGGCCAUAUAAUGUCUGGGGAAUGGGAGGCAAUAGGAUCUGAUUCGAGAAAGAGAAGGGUAGCUCCAAUUUCUUGGAUCAAGAGGCUUUUACCAACAGUGCACCCCCCCCCCAUUCAAGACUUCAACAGUCAGUGUUACUUUUGUUGUUGAGCUGGUUGUGUUGUCAAGUAGCUCCUCCCACCCAGUCAUGGCUCCCUCCACCCACGGUCACGGCUCCCUUCACCCAGUCAUGGCUCCCUCCGCCCAGUCAUGGCUCCCUCCACCCACGGUCACGGCUCCCUUCACCCAGUCAUGGCUCCCUCCGCCCAGUCAUGGCUCCCUCCGCCCAGUCAUGGCUCCCUCCGCCCAGUCAUGGCUCCCUCCGCCCACAGUCAUGGCUCCCUCCGCAAACAGUCAUGGCUCCCUCCAACCACACUCAUGGCUCCCUCCGCCCACAGUCAUGGCUCCCUCCGCCCACAGUCAUGGCUCCCUCCGCACAGUCAUGGCUCCCUCCGCCCAGUCAUGGCUCCUGUCACCAUCAGCACAGCAAAAUCAUCACCACACUGUAGCAUGCUGGCGAGCCUGGUCACCACACCCAUGUACUUCAGCCAUGUGAUGCGCCAGACAAAAGGUAUUGCGGCAAAAAGAACACAGCUGGAAUAUCACAGUUGUGGGGGAUUUACAUUGUGGCAUGGAA